CUCUUACCCAGUUUCAGGCCCAGUAGUUUCCAAACGGAUCAAGACCAUGGCAAUCCUCGGGUCCCUGCUGCUGUCACUGGCGCUGUUUCUGUGCCUUGGACUGCUGUGUUCUCCUGCCAGCUGCAUAAGUCACAAUGACAACUGCAUGCUCUUCAGUAAGGUCAUUGCCGCCACUUACUCAGGAAUCCAUGCCAACCCAAAUGUCUAUAAAAGCAAUACAGUCUACACAGUGUCAGUUCCUGUGAAUAACAGUAUUAGCUCUGUGGUCCUGCGAGCAACAGACCAGCACAACUCAGUCAUUGGCUCCUGGCAAAAAGCUGACAAGUAUUGCAGCAGCAGCGUCUUGUACCACAUGAAGAGCCCAUACAGCAAGCUCUUCGAGGCAAAAUGGGUAUCUCCUAGUUCCAUGAACAUAACUACAGUCGAGCUACAGCCUCCACACUCCAUGCAGCAACAGAUAAAACACCAAAUGGUGGUGACAAUCUUCAAUGGAAACAGCACAUUCUCACCAACAUUAACCACAACCCGAACCACAGCCAAAAGCUCGGCCAAAAGAGCCUUCCUCAGCCCCAUGAGAGAUGCCAUUCAGAUCCUGCUCGUCUUUCUCACCAGCAAACUCCUCUUCUAG
Molecule: messenger RNA, 628 nt
Organism: Delphinapterus leucas (beluga whale)
Lineage: Eukaryota; Metazoa; Chordata; Mammalia; Artiodactyla; Monodontidae
Source: RefSeq, a predicted model, not a curated record